AUGUACUGGCCAAAUGGAGUUCCGCGGGUCUAUGCGAUCAAUGGCCCAGGGAUUCCAAUUACUUCACAUAUCGAGCCCGAGGCGAAGGAGCGUGAGAUUGCUGAAGAGGAGAGAUCUGCAACGGAUCGCAAUGUUAAGGGAGAAGGGCCCGAAGCCGAGUCAGCCUGGGCCAAUGAGGCCAUCACUGGUCUGUGUAUUUCUCGGAGCGGUCACAUAUUUGCGACGAUGACCGACUCCUCGAUAGCUGUUUGGCAGACUAGACCUACCGCAGUUGUUGCUGCGAUUGCCCGCUCCGCCUCAUCCAUGAAGACAUAUGGGUCGAAUGUCACUGUUCUGAUGCAUCCGGACUCGACGAUACUUGCUGUGCAGACACUUGGUGGAUAUCUGCUUACUUAUACGAUUGCAACUGACCCCACCAGUCGCGUAUAUCAGCAACAUUUCGAUCAAUCGAGUCAGAACCGUCGUCAGCAACUCGCCCGACUGUCCGCUGAGGACGAUGCGAAUGCGGUGCGUGAUAUCAGCCUCCGCUUUCGGAUGGCGAUCAAGAUUGAAUCUGGUAUUGUCAAAGCUCUGGCUCUUGACCGGGAGCUGGUUGUAGCCACCGUCAAACCAGCGGCUGUCCAAUGCAUUCGGUGGGCUCCGGACGCAAGCGGAGCCCAGACCACAUCAGAGCUACUCAGUCGUAUUCUGAAUGUUUCGAAGCGCACCUCUAUCGCGGAUAUGGUCUACGAUCGCGCAAUCAAUCUAUUAGUGUGGAUUACCAGCGAGGGACAAGCGUAUGCCGUACAACGACUGCCGGAGAGCAGCAGCACGGCAGAAUCUCCAAGGAAACUUUUCCAAGGCCACUGCUUCCACGAUCCGAAGCAUGAUGGCGAACAAGCAGUCAAGGUCGCGAUCAAUGCCCGGUUUUCGUUGCUCACAGUGAACUGCGCCAAUGGUGAGAUCCUCGUCUAUACAGCAAAAGACUAUCUGGGGAAUGUUCCAUUCUCACACAAGCUCCAACUACCCGCUUCUCCUACUACUAUUGGCAGGUUGAAUUUUAUGUCCUACUCUCCGGAUGGAUAUUGUCUUUUUGCAGGCUAUGAUCAUGGCUGGACAACAUGGAGCGUAUUUGGCAAACCGGGUGGAAACAGCUUCUCGGUGGAUAGAUCACUCGCUGCAAACAAUUCUGAAGACUGGUUGACUGGGGUAUCCAAUGGAUGCUGGGUAGGCGGAGGGUCAGACAUACUAUUGACAGGGCGGAACGACCGUCGCAUAUGGAUCCUUGAAACAGCCCGAAGCGCUCUUACGGGCUGCUUUUCUUCAGCUAAUCUAGCCAGAGGCUUGUUACAGACUGGCACCGAAGUCAUUCUAUAUCGCGGCCAUGAUUUACCCGAUCUUAUGACAAUCUCAGGCAAGGAUUCACUGUGGCAUCAUGCACAGUAUCCUCCAGCAUACCUCCAUUCCCAGUGGCCGAUCCGCUCGAGCGUCGUCUCGCAAGAUGGGCGAUACAUAGCCAUUGCAGGUAGACGGGGACUGGCGCAUUACAGCGUCAACAGUGGUCGCUGGAAAGUCUUUGAAGAUUCGAAGACAGAAAAUUCAUUUGCCGUCCGCGGCGGCAUGUGCUGGUAUGGGCACAUUCUGAUUGCCGCUGUCGAAAGCGAUGGCUCCUACGAGCUGCGUCUAUAUUCCCGAGAACUGGCUUUGAAUAAACAUUCAAUAUUGCACACAGAACACCUUCCCUCGCCGGUAGUGUUCAUAGGGCCUUCUGGCGAAGAUUCCCUUCUCGUUUACACUUAUGAUAACGUUUUAUACCAUUAUAUCAUCAACUCGAUGCAGCAACGGAUAACCCUUGUCCCUGUUGGCCAGAUUGCGUUUAAUGGUAUUGUGCGGGCACCUACCCGAGUUCGGGCGAUUAGCUGGGUACUGCCGGAGGACCAGAUGCGAAACGGUGACCCGUCUCAGGAUGUAAAGGUGGCAUCGGUGCUGCUCUUGGUUGACGGAAACAUGGUUCUGUUACAACCCUCCUUGGCAGAAUCUGGCGAACUUAAAUAUGAUAUGCGGGUGAUUUCUCACGACGUUGAGUAUUAUAUCUUGAUGCGAGAUCAAUUCUCCUUCAAUUUUGCACCGCCGGUGGAUGAGUCUAUUCCAGCCAGCCCCUCGGCUGAGGCGGCAUUGAGUGCGUACCACCAUAGUGAUCAAUCACUCCGGGACUCCCUCUGGGUGUUCUGUGGCAAGGAAUUGCUCGUCUGGGGGGAUGUUCAUGACGUUCUGCAACGAGAGGAAGUGCCAAAGCCCAUACAAGUGCCUUUGGACUUCUACCCACUGUCAGUGCUGUUGAACAAGGGCAUAGUUUUGGGUGUCGAGUCGGAAAUGAUACAAAGACGUGAUGUCACAUUUGCCGCUCUGAAAUUCGCUAUAAGGACUCAUUUAUUCCUACCAUACGUCCUACAACAUGAUCUUAUCCGUGGAGACAUCGCGGCAGCACUCACACUAUGCCAACGUUUCUCCCACCUCUCAUACUUCCCUCAUGCCUUAGAAAUGCUUUUGCACCACGUCCUGGAUGACGAGGUUGAUAACGAGAGGAAAGAAAGCAAGACAGAUGAUCCCUCGCAAAGACACGAGCCACUAUUGCCAUCCGUCAUUUCAUUCCUUCAAGCAUCACUGCCGAUUAAAGUGUUUUUGGACAUUGUUGUCCAGUGCACGAGAAAGACCGAGCUUCGCUCAUGGCGCACACUGUUCAACCACUUGCCUCCUCCGAAGGAUCUUUUUGAACAGGCCCUGAGGCUCAACUCUCUCAAGACGGCAGUGGGGUAUCUGCUCGUCUUACAAGCCAUGGAGGACGAAGGCGAGGGUGGUCACGAGGCUCCAAUUGAGGACUAUGUUGUCCGUCUCAUUGGUCUUGCAUCGCAAAAUAGUGAUUGGGAGCUCUGUGGUGAACUGGCGCGGUUCCUAAUUGCUCUCGAUGCAUCUGGCGAUAUGCUUCGACGCGCUAUCUCGCGGGUCGGGCUGAGAAACGCAGUUCAAUCAGGAGGCGGGUUGAACUCGAACGGCUCGGGAAUCAGUGCCAAAGGAUUAGGCUUGGGCAUUUAUUCACCACCGUGGCCAACAUUAUCGCCAACAUCGUCCGUCUCCCCACACUCGCGACAACGGAUUACUCCAGACGACCAAGGGUCCCCUGUGGACAGCAUGGCAGACGAUCAGAGCACAUUCUCUGCGAUCAGUCACUGA
Aspergillus novofumigatus IBT 16806 is the source of this 3210-nucleotide messenger RNA. Its product is annotated as RIC1 family protein. Gene Ontology annotation, cellular component: cytosol; Golgi membrane; Ric1-Rgp1 guanyl-nucleotide exchange factor complex. Gene Ontology annotation, molecular function: protein binding. The record is from RefSeq and is a predicted model, not a curated record. The transcript is spliced from 5 exons. Bases 1 to 3210 code for a protein of 1069 amino acids. Gene Ontology annotation, biological process: retrograde transport, endosome to Golgi; intracellular protein transport. Lineage: Eukaryota; Fungi; Ascomycota; Eurotiomycetes; Eurotiales; Aspergillaceae.